AUGCUUUUCUGUUUGCUGCUGCUCGAAGAGAAGCUGAACACGGCAAGUUUAUCAAAGGAAGUCGCCAUGUUUGUGGAGCUGCUUUGGGGAGAGGCCAUCGAUUGUCUUGAUGACGAUUUCACUGAAAAUUUACUGGAAAAGUUCAGCAUCAAUGAUGUGACCAGGGCUGAGGGCUUGUUGCUUCAGGCACAGAGGAAGAUGCAGGAGGCAAAUAAUGUGGAGGCGUUUUCUCUCCUCAAGGAGGUUUACAUGCUGUUACACAUUCCAGCACCCUGCCCACCCCCCAGUGCCAAGCUCAUCUCCCAGAAACUAGACCAUUGUCAGUUACUAAGAGAUGUCUGGAAUGUGGGUGAAAUCGUUUUGCAAAACGGCUCCUUUUCCACUGUGGGGAUGUACCGUGCUCUAAGGUGCGGCAUUGAAGCAGUUCCUCCUGCAGGUUCUGAGUUUCAAGCUGUGGCUGCUCUGCUACAGGACAGUAAAGUACAAAUUCGGCAGGUUCUACGUGUGAGUAGAGGAGUGGAGCUUCAGACAUUUAACAGCAAACUUGGAAAUGUGAAACCGCUUCUUCACUCAUCUACUCCAAGCAACUUUUUAGGAAUCCUGUCUCGUGGCUUACUACUGCCCCAUGUUGGUGUGAAGCAUCAUGGGAUAGAGAGAACAGAUGUUGGGAUGCUCGGCAGUGGAAUCUACUUUAGUAAUUCAAUGAGAACCAGUUUGAAAUACUCCAAGCCCAGUGAGACAGAUGGCUCUCGGCUGCUUUUGGUGUGUGAUGUGGCUUUGGGUCAAUGCAAAAAUGUUAACAAAAAGGACCCGACACUGACCCAGGCCCCUGAGGGAUACCACAGUGUGCACGGGCGCUGUAGCACCCCCAGAAUUCACACUGAUUUUGAGGAUGAUGAGUUUGUGGUCUACAGUCCUGAUCAGGUGAAGCUAAAAUACGUUGUUCAGUUCAGCGUCGAUGGCGACGAGUUGAGGGAGUUUAACCGUAGUAUGGACACACCCGUGGAGCUGUUUGCACCUUCUUCUGGUGAAGUGCUCUCUUCUAAUGAGGAUGGUGUUGAAACCAGUAAGGACCCUCUGGAUGAUGUGGCGGCUGGACUGAUGGACAGCUCCGGACAGCAGCUCCCGUUGCAGGCUGUCAAUAUAAAGUGUAAACUGAUGGAUAUGCUUUCUCAGGUCAUCAUCUUCCAAAAAUACACCAAUCUGAGCUCUGUUCCCAUUGAGGCAAAGUAUGUAUUCCCAUUGGAUGAUUCUGCAGCAGUGUGUGGCUUUGAAGCCUUCAUCAAUGGGAAACAUGUGGUGGGACAGGUGGAGGAGAAAGAAAAGGCCCGGAAGGAGUACAAGAAGGCUAUAGAGAAAGGUCAUGGAGCUUACCUCAUGGACCAGGAUGCCCCUGACGUCUUCACGAUCAGUGUGGGCAACCUGCCUCCUGCUGCAACUGUCCUCAUUAAAGUCACCUUUGUGUCCGAGCUUAUCAUCAAGGAUGGGAGUGUUUUCUUCUUCCUGCCUGGGAGUGUGGCUCCAUGGCAGCAAAGCGCAGCCCUCAACCAGACCACCCAGGUCACUGUGGAAAAGGUACGUGUGACUGAUCAGGGAGAAAGUACGAGAGAAUUCACUCUGGACAUGUCCAUUGAGAUGCCCUAUGAGAUCACAAACCUGCAGUGCAUCACUCACAAAAUCAAGAUGAAGAGGACGGACUGUAAGGCGGUUGUGAGUGUGCUUCCUGGAGAGGUCUUGGGUCCAGAUGGUUUCCAGCUGUCAAUCACUCUCUCUGAGAUCCACCUACCAAGAAUGUGGGUGGAGAAUCAUCCUGACAGAGACAGCCAGGCCUGUAUGCUAGUUUUCUAUCCAGAGUUUGACAUCACUUCCAAAUCGACGUCUGAUGAAGUUGUCUUUUUAUUGGACGCUUCUGGAUCCAUGUGCAAAGAGACUCUCCGCGACGCUCGCAGAAUCGCCCUACAAGUCCUGAAGACCCUCGAUCGCAACCUCAGAGUCAAUGUUAUCAUCUUCAGCACAGAUCACACAGAAGCUUUUGUGAAAGCAGAACCGCUUGUCACAUCUUUUCAGGCAGCUGAAAACUUCAUCAAGUCGUCCCCUCUAGUACGAGCCAACACUGAGCUGUGGCGCCCCCUGCGAGCUCUCAGCCUUCUGCCGCCGUCUCGUGGCAUCCGUAACUUGUUGCUGCUGUCAGAUGGUCACAUCCAGAACGCUGAGCUCACACUCCAGCUGCUCAGAGACGGCGUCCAGCACACACGCCUCUUCACCUGCGGCCUCAGCCCAACAGCCAAUCGGCACAUGCUGAGAGCCCUUGCCCAGGCAGGGGGCGGAGCCUAUGAAUUCUUUGACACAAAAACCAAACACAACUGGGUCGAAAAGGUGACUCGUCAGGUGAAUCGAAUGGCGUCUCCAUGUUGCAGCUCAGUGUCCGUGAAGUGGCAGCAGUUCAACCCAGCAGCACCCACGCCGGUGCAAGCACCCAAACAGCUGCACGCUCUGUUCACUGACUGUCACACUCUGGUGUAUGGCUUUGUGCCGCACUGCACUCAGGCCACUCUACUUGGCAAUUUGAAUGGGCAGGAGCUCGAGACCAUGUUGUCAACCACUGAGCUGCAGAAAACCAAAGGAACAUUUCUUCACAAACUCACAGCGAGGGCCAUCAUCAGAGAUUAUGAAGACGGAAGCUUGGAUCCCAAUGAAGUUGAACAUGAGGGCAAGAAAGCUGAGCUGAAGUCGUUCAUCAUCCAUUUAAGCAAAGAGUUCUCCAUUCUGUCUCAGUUCACCAGCUUUGUGGCCAUCGAGGAAAGGGAUUCCAAACAAGGAGAAGAGGAUUUUACAGACAUUCCCAAGCUGAUUGCAGAGGAAGAUGUGGACAUCCUGCCGUAUAUCGGCUGGAUUUCCCCUGAGGAUAAAGAAAAAGAAGAGGAGACGUAUGAUAAAUGUGUUCUUGGGCUGAUAAUGUCAGCGCCAAAAAAAUAUUUUCAAGAAGAAGAUGAGCUGUCGGUAGGUUACUAUUGUGCUCCAGAUUAUGAGUCUGAAGACGAUGAUAAGUGGGUUGAUUUUGACUCUCCCAUACUAUGUUCUGAACUUAAGUUUCAGUCUAAAGAAGAAGAUAUGGUGUUGGCAGGUGACAGUGGCGCUCCAGAUUAUGCACUCGAGUUACAGUCUGAAGACGAUGAUAUGGAGGUUGUGCUUGACUCUCUCUCACCAUGUUAUGCACUCAGGAAAGAGGAUAAAGGCUGUUAUCCUGUCCAAAUGCGUAAACAAAUGGCAUCAAGGAAACAUAAAAAAGAAUCUCCUCCCCCUCCUCCUCCUCCUCCUCCUCCUGCUCCUCCUCGUCGUCCUGCGCCAUGUAGUGCUCCAAGAUUGCCCAAGCCUCUGCGUCUUUCAAAAGAUAGUGGUGUUUUUCAAAAAUUCUCUGCGUUGGCCAAACCAUCCUCUCCAGUUCACUCUGUCUCUUCUCUCAAGUCAUUUGAUCGUCCUUUUCGGCAUCAUUUUGGUCCCUCUCCUCCCCUUCCUGUCAUAUCAUUGGAGGGUAUUUUUCGGCCUCCUCCUCCUGCCCCUCCUCCUCCAGCAGGUGCAAGUGCCCCUCCUGUAUUUAUCCCCCUACAAGGCAGUUUGCCUGAUAUGAGUGUGCAGAGUCGUCAUUCAGAAAGGAUUGCUGCUGUCCCUGAAUUUAGACCCUGCAGCUUCGUCGGCACGUUUGGACAGGCGUCUGCUUACGAGACAUGUCAUGAUACCAUGGGUACCUUGUUUGAGCCUGAAUUCAUGAAUUCUGCAGAUAAUCUGCUCUCAUCUUUAGCUGCUCCACAGCACGUACCUUCACCUUAUGGAGCGACUGUCAGUGACUCUCUCACUGCUACAAAAAGAGCCAUCUCCUUUGGUGCGACACCAGCCUAUGCUUUCCAUGAAUCAGCACCAUUCGUCUCUUUGGCAUCAGCAGAAGGAGCUGCUCCUUCAAGUCCUCCUGAGCAACCAAAGCUGUUGCUGAGGCGUAGAGCCAAAUUCCAUGGGGUCACUAAAAGGACCUUUCAAGAUGAUCCAGAUGAACCUAAAUUUAACACACGUAAGCUUAGGAUGAUGAAAAAUGCUUCACUACUCAUGGGUCCCAUACGGCUGGAAUCGCUGGAUGAACCACAAGAAGUUUUUAAGCGUAGGUCUGGCAGUCCUGCAGAAAAGAAACUCAAAUGGGUCGAGAUCUUCCAGAUGCAGCAUUCGGAGGGCUACUGGGAGCUUGACACAGAUCUAGGGGAACUCCUGAAUAUAGAUGUGGACUCCUUUGCCAACGUGUUCCUCAAAAACAAGGGCAUCCUCUCUCUUGGUGUGACGGCGCAUACGAACAUUCUGAGACUGGUGGCAACUCUUCUGGUUCUGCAGCUGAUGAGGUUAGAGGAGCUGGAGGAAGGCAAGCUGCUUCGAACUCUCUUCUGUCUUAAAGAAACCUCUGAGCCCAGACCAGAGUGGUGGGAGGCUGUGAAGAAGGCAGUUGUCUGGGUUAACUGGGCCGACCGUCAGUACCCGUGUAUCUACAGCCGGCUGGAGUUUGGGUGGAGCUGGGAGUCAUCGACCCGUCAGCUGCUGGGUUAUGACGAUAUUCCUGCCUUCUCAUCUCUCAGGGAUCUGAAUCUGCAGAAGACUGCAGCACCUGUGCUGGUCCACUGAGCACACACACACCCACAGUAAAGUUAGAGGACAGCAAAACAUUAUAUGCAUUUAUGUGUUGUUUU
Molecule: messenger RNA, 4724 nt
Organism: Thalassophryne amazonica
Lineage: Eukaryota; Metazoa; Chordata; Actinopteri; Batrachoidiformes; Batrachoididae
Gene: parp4
Product: poly (ADP-ribose) polymerase family, member 4
Exons: 33
Coding region: 1-4659 (1552 amino acids)
Molecular function (GO): NAD+ poly-ADP-ribosyltransferase activity
Source: RefSeq, a predicted model, not a curated record